UUUUGAAAGGGUUUAAGCCAAGUGAAAGUAGGGUUCUUUCUUCCAUUUCCAGUUUCCUCCGUAUCAUCAAAAUAUCAUAAACCACCGCCAUGUCUGUCUCUCGCUUUCUCCUCCGUCCUCUCCGCCGUCUCACCACCAUCACCACAAUCUCCCACCACCACCAACUACCACCAACCGCCCCCACUUUCAUCCCCAUCCGCCCCUUUUCCUUUUCCUCCUUCGAAGAAGCCGCCGCCGAACGCCGCCGCCGCAAACGCCGUCUCAGAAUCGAACCCCCACUUCACGCGCUCCAACGCGACCCCAACGCCCCUCGCCCUCGCCGCGAUCCAAACCAACCCGACACAACAUCUGCACUGGUGGGCCCCCGUCUUAGUCUCCACAACCGUGUCCAGUCGUUAAUCCGUGCCCACGAUCUCGAUAGCGCCUCAGUGGUGGCGCGUCAGUCUGUGUUUUCAUCCACGCGCCCUACUGUCUUCACCUGCAAUGCCAUUAUCGGAUCAAUGUACCGCGCGAAAAGGUUUUCUGAUGCCAUUGCUUUGUUUAUGUAUUUUUUUAAGCAGUCGAAUAUUGUCCCGAAUGUAGUUAGUUAUAAUUUCUUGAUUAUUAGUUAUUGUGAAAAUGGGGAGGUUGAUAAAGGGUUGGAAGUGUAUCAACAUAUUAAGGAAAAUGCCCCUUUUAGUCCUUCCGCGGUUACGUUUAGACAUUUGACUAAAGGGUUAGUUGACGCUGGACGGAUUGAUGAGGCCGUCACGUUGUUAUGGAAAAUGGUGGGUGAUGGGCACGGGGCGGAUUCACUUGUUUUUAAUAACGUGAUACUCGGGUUUUUGAAUUUGGAUAAUUUGGAAAAGGCCAACGAGUUUUUUGAUGAGUUGAAAGGGAGGUGUUUGGUUUAUGAUGGGGUUGUGAAUGCAACUUUUAUGGAGUGGUUUUUUAAUAAAGGGAGAGUGAAGGAAGCGAUGGAGAAUUAUAGGUCAUUGUUAGAUAAAGAGUUCAAGAUGGUUCCAGCUACUUGUAAUGUGCUUUUGGAGGUUUUGCUUAAAUGGGGUAGGAAAGCCGAGGCUCAAGCUUUGUUUGAGAGUAUGUUGGAUAGGCACACACCGCCUGUUGUACAAGCGGUGAAUUCUGAUACUUUUAAUUUGAUGGUAAACGAGUGUUUUAAGGAGGGGAGGGCGACAGAGGCUUAUGGUGUGUUUAAGAAGGCAGGUACGGCUGCCAAGUCGAAGCCUUUUGCUAUGGAUACUGCGGGUUUUAAUAAUAUGAUUGUUAGGUAUUGUGAGGUUGAUAUGGUAGAUGAUGCUGAGAAGAUGUAUGUGGAGCUGUGUGGUAAGUCGUUGUCACCUGAUGUUAAUACGUACAAGACUUUGAUUGAUGCUUAUUUCAAGUUAGGGAGAGUUGAUGAGGCUAUGGAAAAGUAUACUAAGAUGGUGGACGCAGGUUUAAGAGUGAUUCCUGAUUAUGCAAAUAAAUGGUUUUCUGAGCUGAUUGAGAAUGGGAAGAUUGUUGAGUGUGAACCGAUUUUGACUAAGAUGGCUGAAAGAGAUCCUAAACCGGAUGCUACCACUUAUGAUAUUGUGAUCAGGGCUUUUUGUGGUGUGGAUAAUUAUGACACGAGUUUGAAUUUGUUAGAGCAAAUGAUUAGGUAUGGUGUUGGUGUAGGCCCUGUUCUCAAAGAGUAUGUGUUGGAGGUUUUUGAAAAAGUAGGGCGCAAAGAAGAGGUUGACCAAAUUCUGAGUGCGAGAUGGUCGGGUUAUGCUUCCAACAUGUCAUCCAAUGGAAUUGCACAACAGCAGCAUAAUGGUGGAAACCUGAAUGGGUACAGACAACAGACUGAUAGUGCAUCUCAUGGGAACGUGAAUGGGUAUGGACAGAGGCAACAGUAUGGACACGAGCAGCAAAAUAACACUAGAAAUGAUUAUGCUAGUAGACAGCAUUACAACGGUAGAAAUACACAGCAUUACAAUACAACAGGAAGUUAUAAUGCAGAUGGACAGCAGCCCAAUAUGGGAAGCUACAAUGAAUCUGGGCAGCAGUACAAUACGAGAAGUUACAAUGCAAAUGGGCAGCAGUACAAUACAGGAAGUUAUAAUGCAAAUGGGCACCAGUAUAAUACCGGAAGUUAUAAUGCAAACGCACAGCAGCCUAUGGGAGGCUACAAUACGGGAACUUAUAAUGCAAAUGGGCAGCAAUACAAUUUGGGAAGUUAUAGUGCAAAUGGACAGCAGUAUAAUUCAGGAAGCUAUAAUGCAAAUGCACCACAAUAUAAUACCGGAAGUUAUUAUGCAAACGGACAGCAAUGUAAUUCGGGAAGCUUUAGUGGUACUGGACAGCAGUACAAUUCCGGAAUCUAUAAUGGAAAUGUACAGCAAUACAACGGAAACUGGAACGGAAAUGGUAAUGCACAGCAGUGCAACAAUGGAAGCUAUAAUGGGAACCUACAGCAAUACAACAAUGGAGGUCAUAACGGGAAAGUGGAACCACAAGAAAAUUGGCAGCAGAAUGGCAGUGAGCAGCAAGUAAAUAAAGAGGAAGGACGAGAGCUGCCUGAAGCUGGUUCUGUAGCUGUUUAGGUACUGCAUUGCAGCUAUUGACUAUAUUUUAAAGUUAUCUUUUUUAACAGCAAUUUAUAAAGUAUUUAUUAGGAAAGAGCUGCAAGAUUAUAUUUGCUGAUAAAUACAUGUCUCUUCUGCUGAUUGUCACCAUCUGCAAGUAUGAGGCAUAGUUUUUUUGAAACAAUUUCAUGGUAUGUCUAACAUUACGAUCUGGAGCCUACAUGUAUCUUUCUUUCGUUAGACAAUAUUGAGGGUAUAAUGAUUAUUUAUUAUGAAGAAAUCAAUAUGUUAUAUGAAAUAAAACAUGUCGUGAA
Erigeron canadensis is the source of this 2863-nucleotide messenger RNA. RefSeq names its product pentatricopeptide repeat-containing protein At1g10270. The record is from RefSeq and is a predicted model, not a curated record. NCBI's taxonomy places the organism in Eukaryota, Viridiplantae, Streptophyta, Magnoliopsida, Asterales, Asteraceae. Gene Ontology annotation, cellular component: chloroplast. Gene Ontology annotation, molecular function: protein binding. Bases 90 to 2567 code for a protein of 825 amino acids. The transcript has a single exon.